UCCCCAUCGGCCAUCUUCCGCAAAGAAAACCUAGCCUCUGCCGUGGAUCCACUAACCUAACCGCCAUGUCGGGCAGUGGUUCUAGCUUGCCGCCCGGCUGCCUGCUGCACCGCCGCGUGCGCACCGACUUCGACGACAACGACCAGGAAGACCUCAUCGCCCUGCAGCCGUUCAAGAUUCUGAGAUGCGUCAAGAAGGCGGCGUCUGGGUUCUCGCCCCAGCUGCAGUCCCACGCCGACGAGGUGGUCCAGAGCAUGGACAUUGGGGUGCACCUCGCCAACGAGCCGCCAGGGAUCUCUUGCCUGGGCCUACGAGGCGGCAGCCCACUGACCAACAUCGAAGCCGUCGACAAAGGCGUCGUCGUCAUCACGACGACCUUCCUCCACGACUUCAGCCGCAUGCUCUAUCUCGUCUACGACGCCGUCAAUGGGUCGCUCCACAUGAUCCCGGCGCCGGAAAGCCCCUGCUGGAGGUUCACGGGCCUCACCAUUCGCAUGCUCAUCGCGCGGCCACGCCAUGGUGGGGACUAUGCCCUAGUCCUCGCGGGCAAGUUGGCGGACGACGCCGGUGGUGGAGAGGAGCAAGAUGCUCUCCUGCUGUGGCGGCCCGCCUCCUCGUCCUUGCCGCCAUGGUCUGAGGUCAAGAAGGCUACAUUCCCAAACAAGUCUUGCGUCGACAUGCGUGUGUUCCAACCCGACGUGGUAUUUUCGUUCGACGGCAUCGGCUACUGGGUGGACCUCCUGCGUGGCGUCACGUACUGCCUCUUGGACACCCUAUUCAACAACGACGGUGAUGACGACCCUGUGCUGGAGUUUGGCUUCUUUCCAUUGCCCCCAGAGUUGCCCGGAGCAGAUCACCGACGCAGCAACUCCCGGGUGGCGCAUCUGGAAGCCUACCGCACCAUGCACAUCGUCCAGGACUCCAUCAUCAAGUUGGUCUCCAUCGACGGCUUCCUCGAGCACGUCGACCUCAAGGACCGCACCGUGACGGUGUGGAGACUGUUGGACCCUGACAUGGGGUGGGAGAAAGAGUAUGAGCUCCGCCUCGAGACCCUCUGGGGACUCGAUGGAUUCCGCGACCUCCCAAAGGACAUAUCCCCCAUGUACCCUCUUUUGAGUACAGACGAUCAUGACAUUGUCUACAUCGCGCUCGGCGAGUGCCGCGAGAGCCGGAGAAUAUGGAAGUUCAUCCCAAAAUGUGCACACUAUUUGCUCGCGAUCAACAUGCGAAAUAACACCAUCCAGGCCUCCACAUGUCUUGCGGACUAUUUUGGCAGCCUUGACAUCAACCACGUCAUCUCUUGUGAUUUCAGCCGGUAUAUUUGCGUCGUGGGCCUUGAUCUCUAUAUAAUGAUGACAGAGACGAUGAGACAGAUGUCCUUGACAUCUUUGGACCCCUUUGACUAUGACGAAGCAGAGGCUACAAAGAUGAUGAAGGAGGGGCCAAGGAGCUGGCGAGAGACCUUGAAGGAUGAAGAUAGAUUUCCCCUUCCACUUCCAGCUCAUUACUAUUUGCAGCCAUCUCUGGCAAGAUUAGCCCAACAAGUUCUUCCUGACUUGGUUUGAACUUCUGUGAAUGAUGAUCAUCAUGAUCAUGAUUCAGGUCCAUUUAUUACCAGGAACUAGAAUCAUUUUAUCCA
Triticum aestivum (bread wheat) is the source of this 1639-nucleotide messenger RNA. RefSeq lists its product as uncharacterized. NCBI's taxonomy places the organism in Eukaryota, Viridiplantae, Streptophyta, Magnoliopsida, Poales, Poaceae. The record is from RefSeq and is a predicted model, not a curated record. The coding region runs from base 66 to 1565 and encodes 499 amino acids. The transcript has a single exon.